Messenger RNA from Symsagittifera roscoffensis, 1797 nucleotides. RefSeq lists its product as uncharacterized. The record is from RefSeq and is a predicted model, not a curated record. Gene Ontology annotation, molecular function: calcium ion binding. Gene Ontology annotation, biological process: homophilic cell-cell adhesion. Gene Ontology annotation, cellular component: membrane. Lineage: Eukaryota; Metazoa; Xenacoelomorpha; Acoela; Convolutidae. The transcript is spliced from 6 exons. The coding region runs from base 783 to 1787 and encodes 334 amino acids.
UUUUAUCUUCCCAAUUGCAGUAGCCUUUUUCGAUUUCUUUUGUCUCAUAUUUAGAUAAUAAAAACUGGUUGCCAAAUUGAGAGUGGUAUCGAACUUGAGAUCUGUUAACAUGAGAUGAUUCCCGACGGAAAAUGUUUGCAAUAUUUUCUUGUCGUCAAGAAAAACCUUGAAUAGUUUUUAAAUAUUCUCUAUGAUCGAAAAGAUUGAGCAGUUCUACCUACUUCUAAUUGAAAGGAUUAAUUAUGAGUUAAAGCAAUAUAAAUUCACUAGAUGUAUUGGCAAGCGCAAAUUUAUGAAAUAAAUUAAGUUUAUUCAGAAAAUCUUCCAUGUCGUCAGUUAAUAAUUAUUAUCAUUGGAGUAGAAAAAUAGUUACUUGCUCGGAACAUUCUGUGCUACUUUACUUGCACAUCAACCGGCUCUUCAUCUUAUUGAGUCUGUCUCUUAAGUUAUAGUAAGUCAAACGAUACAAAGCUCCGAUUCGCCUUCUUAUGAUGUAAGUUUUUUAAUGCUUCAUGUUACGCUUUGAAUCGGCUAAUAAGUAGUAAAGCACAAUCUACUUGCGUCAAAUCAUCUCAAUCCAAAUUGUUAGUUACUUUCUAUGGUUGCAAUGCUGACUUCGCUGCUUUUUAAAUCGUCAUGGUUAGUUUUUAAAAGCCACUGGAUUGCCAAAAACUGCGCCAACUUAGUGACGUAUUUAUCUAUUGCCGCGGCAGCUCUAAAUUAACUUCGUUAGCUGAUAUUAUUUAAUCACUGAGAUUUUAAGUUGUCUGGUUUCUGAACGAAUGUAUUCAUAUCAACUUCCGAUCAUCUUUUGCUGUUUGCUUUUUGCCGCCAACGCCCUAGUCACAAAUAUAGUGAACCUCGACAACACCGCUUCAUAUCCUGAAAACACAGCUGGCGUGAUUUUUGAGGCAUUCGGGGAUGCAGCUUCGACGGGAGCCUGGACUGUUACGCCGGCAGCUGCACCUGUAGGGGCUGUUUGCAAUGCAGUGACAGACACAACAGCGGGCACUUGUCAAGCUACCCAGGCCUCUUGCAAAAUUCAGUUCGACACUACAACUGCAGACUUUGAAACAAAUCCAAUCGAGUAUUGCACACUUACAGUAGACGCUGUCACAGGGACCCUCCAAAUUGACAUUACAGACCUGGAUGAUGAGACACCGGAAACCCUGUGCAACGAGACGACGGUCACGGUGGACGAAAAUGACGAGUCCCAUCAGGGGACGUUCAUUUCCCACUGUACGAGUACUUCUACUCUGAAUUUUGCCAUCCAGUUUUCGAUGAGUGUCGAUCCGGUGUGGGCUGCAGCUAAAUUCGAGAUUGAUCAAGCUACUGGAGUGGUGACGUGGGCGAGUGGUGCCCUAAACAAUAACUUCGAGAACCAGGCCUCCUACACUUUGUCUGUGGCAGCCUACACCAGUGGCAGGACAGACCCUACUCCACUGGACAUCACAGUCACUGUCAAUAACAUCAACGAGGCACCAGUCAUCACUAAUCUCCCACAAGUGGUGUAUGUGGAAGAAGACUUUCCGCGCUACUCCACCUCAGUGAUAGUGGACAUCAGUCUGGUGUUGCUGAAUGUGAGUGACGAUGACAACUCGGACCCUGGAAUUGACCAGGCCCACACUGGCAUAGUCACCCAGUCUUCGUGCAACGGAACCACCGACUACUUCCAAUUCAUUGCCAGUAGUGGGAACGACGUCCUCCAGCUCGACUCCGACUCCACGAAUGCCAUCUUCGCGAACCCACUCUGGGCACGCUAUGCAAUGAGUUCAUACUCAACAUAGUCGUGCAAGA